ACACAUCGUCUGGAGACACUGAGCGAGACCGACUGUAGACCUUCAAAGAUCUCAGGAGACGUGAAGCUUCAACUGAAUAUUACAGAAGGAGACAAUGGCCAUGUUCAACGUUCUCAUCCUUCUCAGCACUGUAGUUGCUCUGGGAGACUUCUCUGCUCUGGGCAACACAAAGGCAGUGGAGGAGCAGGAGGAUUGGGGAUGGUAUAGAUCAUGUCCCUUUGGUUGGACCAAGUACCACUCACAUUGUUACAUCUACGUCGGCACUCAGAGGACAUGGCCCCAAGCUGAGAAAUACUGUCUGUCCCUUGGAGGAAACCUGGUGUCUAUUCACAACGCUGGUGAGAAUGAGGCUGUGAAGAAUGUGGUGUUUAGAGCAACUAAUUCUUACCCUUGGACCUGGAUAGGAGGAUCGGAUGCUUAUGAGAACAGGGUGUGGUUCUGGAGUGAUGGAACCAGAUUUGAUUACAGUAACUGGGCAAGUGGAGAACCCAAUAAUUAUUUUGGAAGAGAGCCAUGUAUUCAGACAAAUUAUGGAGCUGGAAUAUGGAACGAUUUACGCUGUGAAUCGAGCUUGCCUUCUGUGUGCAAGCUCAGACACCAUUAAAUUCAGCAAAACAUCAACACAUCUAACACAACUGAGUCAAAUAUUAAGUCAGCACUUUUUAUGGUGAAGCUUAAUACCUUUUUAUGCUGAUUCAUCACUGUAAAAGGAAUGCUUAAGUUGAGAAAUUCUCAGAACUGUGUUGUGGUUUGAUGUCAAAUAAAACUAUUGCAUGCAU
This is a messenger RNA of Esox lucius (northern pike), 779 nucleotides long. RefSeq names its product ladderlectin-like. NCBI's taxonomy places the organism in Eukaryota, Metazoa, Chordata, Actinopteri, Esociformes, Esocidae. The record is from RefSeq and is marked provisional. Gene Ontology annotation, molecular function: signaling receptor activity.